AUGGCGAGGAGACCGGACGAGGAAUACGAUUACUUGUUCAAGGCGGUGUUAAUCGGUGAUUCUGGUGUAGGCAAAUCAAAUUUGCUCUCCCGAUUCACUCGAAAUGAAUUCUGCUUGGAAUCUAAAUCUACCAUCGGAGUUGAAUUUGCCACCCGUACCCUACAGGUUGAGGGAAGAACUGUCAAGGCUCAAAUAUGGGAUACAGCUGGCCAAGAGAGGUAUAGAGCCAUAACAAGCGCAUAUUACCGGGGUGCUUUGGGAGCUCUUCUUGUAUAUGAUGUGACAAAACCAACUACGUUUGAAAAUGUAAGUCGGUGGUUGAAGGAGCUGAGGGACCAUGCAGACUCCAACAUUGUUAUCAUGCUUGUAGGAAAUAAGACUGAUCUCAAGCAUCUACGUGCUGUUGCCACAGAGGAUGCUCAAGGUUUUGCCGAAAAAGAAGGCCUUUCUUUCAUCGAAACAUCUGCUCUGGAAGCCAUCAAUGUAGAGAAUGCUUUCCAAAUGAUUCUUUCAGAAAUAUAUCGGAAAAUUAGUAAGAAGCCACUCUCCUCAGAUGAGCCUGCACCUACUAACCUCAAAGAAGGGAAGACCCUUGUUGUUGGACCCCAGGAGACCCCCACAAAGAAGACAUGCUGCUCCGCGUCCUAA
Messenger RNA from Fraxinus pennsylvanica, 648 nucleotides. Lineage: Eukaryota; Viridiplantae; Streptophyta; Magnoliopsida; Lamiales; Oleaceae. The record is from the annotation of a GenBank genome assembly.